Molecule: messenger RNA, 411 nt
Organism: Paramecium tetraurelia
Lineage: Eukaryota; Ciliophora; Oligohymenophorea; Peniculida; Parameciidae
Exons: 2
Source: RefSeq, a predicted model, not a curated record
AUGAGUUAAGAGCGUCUAGAAUAAAGACCUGAGACAUCUAAAUGUUCUCGAUUAGAAAAAAGAAGAAUGACAAAUCAGAAUUCUCAAAGAAAUCGAACAGCAAUUUAAAGCAGAACAGCCCAGAAUUUUAAUCCAAAUAGUUACAAUGGAAUGACUUUAGACGAAUAUUUUAGAAAAAAAGGAUAAGACAAUAGUAUUUAGUAGGUCGAGAAAAAAAAGAAAUUUUUGGUUACAAGUAAUGAGUUCUUCAAGGAAUUCCAAAAUUAAGAUGCAAUGAGAAGAACAUACAUGGGAGAUAGCAAAUAUAUGAAUAUGAAAUAAGAUCUGAAAAAAAAAAUAUAGGAUUAUGAUAAGGAUUUGUUUUAGAAGUAUGCUAAUAAAUUCGAUUUGGGAAAUGGUAUGGGAAAGUGA